This is a messenger RNA of Girardinichthys multiradiatus, 5516 nucleotides long. It is a transcript of the gene polr1a, whose product is annotated as RNA polymerase I subunit A. The transcript is spliced from 37 exons. The coding region runs from base 105 to 5156 and encodes 1683 amino acids. Gene Ontology annotation, cellular component: RNA polymerase I complex. The record is from RefSeq and is a predicted model, not a curated record. NCBI's taxonomy places the organism in Eukaryota, Metazoa, Chordata, Actinopteri, Cyprinodontiformes, Goodeidae. Gene Ontology annotation, biological process: DNA-templated transcription. Gene Ontology annotation, molecular function: DNA binding; DNA-directed RNA polymerase activity.
CGGUCCCACGUGUGUAACAGGAGGAAUCUGGGACUCGUGGGCUUCAGCUGAGCGCCGUGAAUUCACAACUAUAAACAGCACAAAGUUUCAGCUAGCAUCCGAAAAUGUUGUUUUCUAAGGAGGUGCCAUGGCGGCGCUUAGAGGGCAUGUCGUUUGGCUUGUACUCAACCGAAGAAAUAAGGAAGUUGAGUGUGAAAGCCAUCACUAACUUCAGGUUCCUGGAUGCUGUUGGAAAUGUGGCCCAAAACAGUUUGUAUGAUCUGGCUCUGGGGCCAGCAGACAUCAAAGAGGUUUGUUCAACCUGCUGUCAGGAUUUCAAUAACUGCCCAGGACACUUGGGACACAUAGAGCUGCCUCUACCAGUAUACAACCCACUGUUCUUUGAUAAACUCUACCUGCUGAUUCGCGGUUCGUGUCUGGCGUGUCACAUGUUGACGUGUCCUCGAGGCGCCAUCCACCUGCUGGUGAACCAGCUCAGGUUAGUGGACAGUGGAGCCAUGCAGGAGGUCUACCUUGUGGAGAGCAUUCUCAAUCAGCACCUUGACGAGAAUCCCAAAGCUACAGGAGAUGAGAUGGAGCAGGUGCUGAGGGAGUUUACCAACACGAUAGUUGGAGCGAACACCAAAGCUUCACAGAACUCCAAACCUAUUAAACAUCUGGUUGAGAAGAAAAGCAGUCUGAUAAAUGACUUCUGGAGGGUCCAGAUGAAAACAAGGAAGUGUCCUUACUGCAGAGGUGGGAGGUCAACGGUGCGUCGUGAACACAACAGUAAGCUGAUCGUCACCAUGCCAACAGGAGCACAGACUGGUGAAACCACAGAAGAUCUGCUGGCUGGAAACAGAGUCUUCCUGACUGCCAGUACAGCCAGAGAGCACAUCAAUAAAGUCUGGGAGAAAGAAGGUUUCUUCCUGAAGAGCUUGUUUCCUGGGUUGGAGGAGAGCACGGGGUCAGAGGAACAGAAGGAUUUCUAUCCUGACCUCUUCUUCCUCGAGCUGCUGGUGGUCCCCCCUUGCAGGUAUCGUCCGAUCAAUCGACUGGGCGACAAGAUGUUCACCAACGGUCAGACUGUUAACAUGCAGUCUGUGAUGAAGGAUUGUGGAGUCAUCAGAAAACUUCUGGCCCUCAUAGCAGGAGAGAAACAUGCUGAGGAGGAAGAGACAUUGGAGUCAGAAGAUCAGACGUUCUUGUCGGGCGUUACCGGACAGACGUUACCAGAUAAACUCUAUAACAUGUGGAUCCGCCUGCAGAGCCACGUUAACAUCGUUUUUGACAGUGACAUGGACAACCUGAUGACGGACAAAUACCCUGGGAUCAGACAGAUCCUGGAGAAAAAGGAGGGAUUGUUCCGAAAACACAUGAUGGGCAAACGAGUGGAUUUUGCUGCGCGCUCCGUCAUUUGUCCCGACAUGUACAUCGGAACAAACGAGAUUGGAAUACCCAUGGUGUUUGCCACCAAGCUGACCUACCCACAGCCCGUCACUCCAUGGAAUGUGAAGGAGCUUCGGCAGGCCGUUCUCAACGGGCCCAACGUUCACCCCGGCGCCUCAAUGGUGAUAAAUGAAGACGGCAGGAAGACCAUCCUGUCAGCCACCAACCUCACACAAAGGGAGGCAGUUGCCAAGCAACUGCUGACGCCCUCUCCAGGUCCACAUAAGAUGCCCAUGAAGAUCGUGAAUCGUCAUAUAAAGAACGGAGAUGUUCUGCUACUGAACAGACAACCAACCCUGCAUAGACCCUCCAUUCAAGCCCACUGUGCUCGCAUCUUACCAGGAGAGAAGGUACUGAGGCUCCAUUAUGCCAACUGCAAGGCGUACAAUGCUGACUUUGAUGGAGACGAGAUGAACGCUCACUUCCCUCAGAGCGAGCUGGGCCGAGCAGAGGCCUACACAUUAGUCAGCACGAACCAGCAGUACCUCGUCCCCAAGGAUGGUAAACCUUUAGCAGGCCUCAUCCAGGACCACAUGGUGUCAGGAACGAAGAUGACCAUAAGGGGCUGCUUCUUCACCAAAGACCAGUAUACAGAGCUGGUGUACAGAGGACUGACCGACAGAGCAGGCCGGGUCAAGCUGCUGCCUCCCACCAUACUCAAACCACAGCAGCUGUGGACAGGAAAGCAGGUGGUGUCCACUCUGUUGCUGAACAUCAUCCCGGUGAAAGCUGUUCCUCUUAACCUUAUUGGCAAGACAAAAAUCCCCGGCAAGGCGUGGAUCCAGUUCCCCCCUCGUUCUGCUCCUGGAUACAAACCAGAAAGCAUGUGUGAGUCACAGGUGGUGAUCCGUCAGGGUGAGCUGUUAGUCGGUGUUCUGGACAAAGCUCACUACGGCUCCUCAGCCUACGGUUUGGUCCACUGCUGCUAUGAGCUGUACGGAGGGGAGACCAGUGGAAAACUGCUCAGCUGCCUGGCUCGCCUGUUCACGGCAUACCUGCAGCUCUACAGAGGCUUCACCCUGGGAGUAGAAGACAUCCUGGUGACACCUGGAGCCAAUAUGCACAGGACCAAAAUCAUUGAAGAGUCUUUGAAAAUUGGCACCAAGGCCCUCCAGGCUGCCUUCAGACUGCCUCCUAACGUGGAUCCAGCUGAAGCUCGGAGUCGAUGGCAGGACGCUCACCUGAGCCCCGACCAGAGAGACUUCAGCAUGGCCGACCAUAAAUUCAAGGAAGUGGCCAACCAAGUGAACAAUGAAAUUAACAAGGUGUGCAUGCCUGUUGGACUGCACACCCGGUUCCCAGACAACAACCUCCAGCUCAUGGUGCAGUCAGGAGCCAAGGGAUCCACUGUAAACACCAUGCAGAUCUCCUGUCUGCUGGGUCAGAUUGAGCUGGAGGGCCGUAGGCCUCCACUGAUGCCUUCAGGAAAAUUUCUGCCUUGCUUCCAGCCGUAUGACCCUUCACCCGGCGCAGGGGGCUUCGUUUCCGGACGGUUCCUCACAGGAAUUAAGCCACAGGAGUUUUUCUUCCACUGCAUGGCUGGCAGAGAAGGACUGGUGGACACGGCUGUGAAAACAUCCCGAUCAGGAUAUCUGCAGAGAUGCAUCAUAAAGCACCUGGAGGGUUUGGUAGUGCAGUACGAUCUGACCGUCAGGGACAGCGACGGAUCUGUGAUCCAGUUCCUGUACGGGGAAGACGGGUUGGACAUCCCCAAGACCCAGUUUCUGCAGCCAAGACAGUUCCCCUUCAUUGAGGACAACUAUGAGGUCAUCAGGAGGUCUCAGGACCUGGACAAUGUUCUGGCUAAUUUGGACCCUCACACUGCAACUCGGCAUUUUGCAACCAUUCAGCGCUGGAAAGCAAAGAGAGAGAUGGCAUGUGCUCGGAGAGGAGCCUUUUUACUGUUUUCCCAGAAGAAGUUGGCAAAACUAAGAGAGGCCAACCAAACAACAGAGCGAUUUUAUAACCAAGAUCCUGCAUUGCUGCAGUUAGUGGAGGAUUGGCACUCUCUGGAUGAGGCCAUGAAAGCCAAAUACAGCAGAAGAUCGUCCCGCUGCCCUGAGCCCUCCCUGGGCUUGUUUAGACCCGAUGUCUGCUUCGGAUCAGUGUCUGAAAACUUUCACAACAUCACAGAGAAAUACCUUCAGAACAGAAGUAACCAAACGGAGCACUGCAUGGAGACCCAGAGACUGCGCCAGCUGCUCCAUUAUAAGUGGCAGCGUUCCCUGUGUGACCCGGGUGAAGCUGUGGGUCUGCUGGCCGCUCAGUCCAUAGGCGAGCCCUCCACCCAGAUGACCCUCAACACCUUCCACUUUGCUGGCAGAGGAGAGAUGAACGUCACUUUGGGAAUCCCUCGACUGAGAGAGAUCCUGAUGGUGGCCAGUUCCAACAUUAAAACCCCCAUGAUGAGUGUCCCAGUGCUGAACACCAAGAAAGCCUUCAAGAGAGCCAAGACACUGCGGAAGCAACUCACCAGAGUCUGCCUGGCUGAGGUGCUGCAGAAGGUGGACGUGGUUGAGACACUUCGAAUUGAAAGUUAUCAAAAACUGCGAUCUUUUAAAGUCACCUUUCACUUCCUGCCUCCGAAACGUUACCGUGACGACAAGCUGUUAACUCCCCAUCAGAUUCUUCGCUAUAUGGAAACAAGGUUCUUCCGUCUCCUCCUGGAAGCCAUUAAAAAACGCACCGCCAAACUAGCCUCCAUUGCCGUGGAGACAAGAAAAACCACCUCUAGGGAUAAAGACCUGGAUGGGCCUGGGACAGCAGGGUUAGAUGAUGGAGAAGCUGAGGGAGAACAAGAGACUGUGGAUGACCAGGGGGAAGAAGGAGACGCUGAUGCAUCAGACGCCAAGAGAAAGAGCAAACAGGAAGAGGAGGUAGACUAUGAAAGCGAAGAUGAGGAUGAAGGCGAUGAUGCAGGAGAUGAUCAGGGGGAUGAGGAGGCUGAGGAGAACAGCAAGUUAAACACCAUGGAGGAGUCCCAGCCUGAGCUCACAGAAGUUAGUGUGGACACGAGGAAGAAGCGAGCCAAAACGGGGAAAGGAGAAGACUCCUCGUUCCAUAUGAGAGUGAAUUCGGUUCUGUUAUCAAACCCGGCCAUACAGAAAUAUUCCUUCGAUCAGCAGGAAGAACUCUGGUGUGAGGUGGAGCUGAACUUACCUGUGAGCAGCGUGCACUUCGACCUGACCUCGGUCCUGUCGACCCUGGCCCAAAACGCAGUCAUCAUGGAGACCAGGGGUCUGACACGGUGCCUGCUGAGUGAAACCACAACCAUGUCUGGGGAAAAACAGACGGUUCUCAACACAGAGGGCAUCAACAUGCAUGAAAUCUUCAAGUACAGCGAUAUCCUGGACAUCAACAAGCUUUACUCCAAUGAGGUCCAUGCCAUGGCCAGCACCUAUGGGAUUGAGGUGGCUCUGAAAGUCAUAGAGAAGGAGAUCAAAGAUGUCUUUGCAGUCUAUGGUAUCGAGGUUGACCCCAGGCAUCUGUCACUGGUGGCAGAUUACAUGUGUUUUGAAGGCAUCUACAAGCCUUUAAACCGGCACGCCAUCAUGUCAAACUCGUCACCUCUGCAGCAGAUGACCUUCGAGACCAGCUACAAAUUCCUCAAGCAGGCCACCAUGCUGGGGUCACAUGAUCAGCUGGCAUCUCCCUCAGCCUGCUUGGUCGUGGGAAAGGUAGUCAGAGGUGGAACAGGAUUGUUUGACCUGAAACAGCCUCUGCAGUAGGAUAAGAGUCAACUCCUGGAAGCUGCUUGUCUUUUCAUCGUAUCUUGCAGCUGAAUCACUUUCUCUGUGGAAUGCUGACAGGAAUGUGCUUGACGUGUUUCAAUCUGUCCAUUUGUAAGGUGAACAAAUGCUUUGGUAGAAAAUGCCAGGUUUUAUGUGGGGAUUGAUAUAACCAUUAAAGGCUAAAGGAUUUUAGUUUUCUAAGUGUACAUUGUAUGAUACAAUAAAUAAGAGUAAAGUUCCACUUCAUUUGCCAUCAUAAAUAGCAGGACUGUUAGGAAAGCAACCUACACCUUCUUCGUUGAUUGUAUCUAAUAGUAAAAUGUAUAAAGAAAUAAGUAAAUCUACAUUUUUCACCUA